This is a messenger RNA of Trichoplusia ni (cabbage looper), 750 nucleotides long. Its product is annotated as protein lethal(2)essential for life-like. The coding region runs from base 129 to 659 and encodes 176 amino acids. Lineage: Eukaryota; Metazoa; Arthropoda; Insecta; Lepidoptera; Noctuidae. Gene Ontology annotation, molecular function: protein folding chaperone. The record is from RefSeq and is a predicted model, not a curated record. The transcript has a single exon. Gene Ontology annotation, biological process: protein refolding; response to heat.
GCGCCGACCGUCAUCAUUUGAAAUUGAACAAACGAACGCUACAAAGCAAUUCCGAGAAGAAAUUCUCUGCGAACUCUUACAAGAGCUGAAGUUAUUGAUUCAAGAGCGUUGAAAACAAGUUGAGAAAUAUGUCGCUGCUACCGUUAUUGUUUGACUACGAGUUGGAGCGUCCUCGGCGUCUUAUGGACCAGCAUUUCGGCUUGGGGCUGACUCCUGACGACCUCCUGCACGUCGCCGGUGGGCCGUUGAUGAGCAGGGAGUACUACAGGCCCUGGCGUCACCUCGCCGCCACGGCACGGGACCUCGGCUCCAGCAUCAAGUCUGACAGAGACAAGUUCCAAGUUAACCUGGACGUGCAACACUUUGCGCCUGAAGAAAUAUCUGUGAAGACAGCUGAUGGAUACAUCGUCGUUGAGGGAAAACAUGAGGAGAAGAAGGACCAGCACGGGUAUAUUGCUCGUCAGUUUACGCGACGAUACGCUUUACCGGACGGCUGUGUUCCUGAGAAUGUGGAAUCGAGGCUUUCUUCAGACGGUGUGCUGACUGUGACCGCUCCUAGGAAGGUGCCACCCUCAGUGCAAGGUGAACGCAAGGUGCCAAUCGCCCAGACCGGACCUGUGCGUAAGGAGGUGAAAGACCAGGCCAACGGUGACAAGUAAUUAGUGAUCUCGUCUUGUUUAUUUUGCCAUUCCUCUCUAUGAGUUAAGACUGAUUGUUUUUAAGUUAUCUAAUAAAUACCUGGAAGUAUUA